Molecule: messenger RNA, 672 nt
Organism: Besnoitia besnoiti
Lineage: Eukaryota; Apicomplexa; Conoidasida; Eucoccidiorida; Sarcocystidae
Product: dense granule protein GRA11
Exons: 1
Coding region: 1-672 (223 amino acids)
Source: RefSeq, a predicted model, not a curated record
AUGGCGACUGUAAAGCCAGUCACUGUUUUGUUCUUGUCGGUAGCCAUCCUGCCGACUACGGCGUUCGCUGUGGAGCCGUCCGCUGCUGACAGGCUCCGUAGUAUUGAGAACGAGGCAUCUGCGGUAUUAUCUGGUGGUCUGCCAAGCACCGCCGCAGAGUCUGAUGUUCCAGAUCCCGAGGUAUACGAAGAUAAUCCCACAUUCAUUGCGCUGCGAUCCAUUGAAGAACCGAUGACCAACGUUCGUCCCCGAACCAAACCGGCGCAGAAGAAGAAGAUCUUCGAUAUGGCUCUGGGUGCAGCCCUGUAUCUUCUUCUUGCCUUUGGAGGGGUCUUUGCUCUUCACAACAUGAAUAGGCAGGCACCUGCGGUGUCUCGCGCAGCGCCUGCUGCAACGCUCGAGGCGCUGGAGGAGUCUUUCUCAGCGCCUGAGGAAUCUGGCGACAUGCCGGAGGAGUCUCCCGCAGCUCCUGAGGAGUCUCUUGAAGCGCCUGCUGCAACGCGCGAGGCGCUGGAGGAGUCUUUCUCAGCGCCUGAGGAAUCUGGCGACAUGCCGGAGGAGUUUCCCGCAGCUCCUGAGGAGUCUCCUGAAGCGCCUGCGGCAGCGCCCGAGGCGCCUCUGGAGGACUUUGGUGACUUUCGUUUAACCACGGAGGUGACGAUGUACGUCUAG